Molecule: messenger RNA, 1026 nt
Organism: Folsomia candida
Lineage: Eukaryota; Metazoa; Arthropoda; Collembola; Entomobryomorpha; Isotomidae
Exons: 3
Coding region: 1-1026 (341 amino acids)
Source: RefSeq, a predicted model, not a curated record
AUGGGAACAAUUAUUCCUCCAACUUUUGUCUCAUUUUUCGAAUAUUGCUACCACUUGGGAGUCGUUCCGUUUCGAUUCAAAAUUCCAAAAGAUAAAGAUGCGGAGCAAGAUCCGAUUCCAAAAUUGGGUGGUGGAGAAUAUAUUCUAGAAACAAAUCUUAAGCAAAUGGUAUUUUGCGGUAUCGUGCAUUUCCUUGUUAUCCUGUACUCCCUCAUGUCCACUAUGACCGCACUUCUAAAUAACGAAAUAACUGGUGUAAUUUCUUAUUUUGCUGUGAUCCUGCCCUUCGUAUCGUCAUUUCUAACCAUUUCGUUCAGUUCCUUUGUGUGGAGAUUUCGUCAGGGAAGAAUCACUGACAUGAUAACACAGUCCAUCAAGUAUUUCGAGCAUUGCAAGAAAUCACGAGGAUUUCCUAAAACGGACCUAAUUUACAUAGUCAUCAGCAUCCUUCCCUUCAUCCUCCCAGGCCUCGUGUCGAUCUUUUCCCACCUCAUCAACUACGACCUCUCCCACAAUUUCUACAAUUACGUCUCAUCAGCCCGGUCAUUUUGGAGUGCGUCCUACUUCCACGGAAUCCCCGAUAACUCUGUUACAUCCUACAGCACACUAUUUGGUUACAUCAUCCUCUCCACGUUCCACUUGACCGCCACCCUCUGCACCUUUUCUUUCAUGGUGUUUAUGCAAACCGGACUGUUUUUGGGAGUCAUGGUCCUGCACGAAGCUGCGUGCGCGUUCACAUCAAAAUUGGGGAACAAGUCGCCCGACCAUUAUUUCGACUCGUACACGUUGCUGGCACAAUGGCAGGAUCUGAAAUCCUUGUCGAAAUCAAUAAAUCACGCCAUGGGAACGUUGCUAAGCUUUCUUUUUGUCAUGGAAACGAUGGAAAUCAUCACGAUUGUAGGCUCCAUGCCGAAUGGUGAUUACUACGCGGAUGCACUGAGCCUGUACUUGAUCUUCUUCAGUGUCACGUACCUCGUUUUGGCGGCCUGGAUUUGUGACGAGGUUUGUACAAAAAUGCGUACAUGA